GGAACGGUUCCUACCAGAACAAGUUCCUUGACUCUGCUGAUCCUUCGUCUGCACAGCUGAGAGAGUCUCUCUUCUGCCAUUAUUAUUACUCCCACUGAAGUAGACAACAUUCUUAUGAGAGGACACCAUGGCCACGAAUAAUGAGGCGAUACUGGAGGAAAUAGAGGCACUGCAGGCAAUAAUGUUGGAUGAAGUGACGGUAUUACAAGGAGAAAGUGGUGUGCCAAAUGGUGUGGAGGUCACUGUAGUACCAGCUACGGCCCAGAACAUUGAUGAACAGCAUGUGAGAGUCACAUUGGUUUUGACAUUACCACCUGAGUACCCAGAUGUUCCUCCUAAUAUCAUACUGAGGAACCCAAGGGGAGUAGAUGACUACGUUUUAAUGAAAAUCCAGAAGGAGAGCAAACAGAAGUGUGAAGAAUUCCUGGGUUGUCCUGUGAUUUAUGAGUUGAUUGAAGUUGUCCGGGACAAUUUGACUGCAAACAAUGCUCCAAGCUGCCCUUGUGCCAUAUGUUUACAUCACUUUACGGACACAGAUGUUUUUACUAAGACUUUAUGCUUCCAUUAUUUUCAUUCAUACUGCUUGGGAAGGUACAUUGCUAGUUGCGAGGAUGAAGCAGCUGCUGAGGAAGAAGAGCCUCAACCUGCAUGGAUGGCACGAGAAAAGAAGCCCAUCAUGUGCCCAGUUUGCCGAGAUCCUCUACAAAAGGAGCUGAGUAGUGCUGAGUUGCUGAUGUGCCUUCCACCUGAGGAGGACAAGACUGUUGCAGAGUUUAGGGCUGAUGAUCCAGAUAUAAUGGCUCUUCAGCAACGCAUGGCCAGACUAUACGUGGAACAGAAGGAGAAAGGUGGCAUUAUUGAUCUUGAGGAAGAGAAGAACAAAUUUUUGCUCUCAUCCAAUAGGGUGGAGUCUUGUGAAGGACUGGAUGAAGGGAGUAAUGGAGAUAUGGCAGGUACAAAGACUCUUGAGUCCUCAUCAGACUUGCCUCAUGAGGAGCUGCCUGUUACGCCUCCUCACACUAAGAGAGGAGGACGUCUGGGGCAACAACACAAACAGCAUUCUCAGAAGGCAUCGUGUGGCGGUCAUGGUCGACAUCAGUGGAGGAAUAACGAUCAGAGUGGAGACGUUAGAUACUGGGGAGGUAACCGUGGAGGGAGAGGCGGUGGGAAUGGGCGAGGUCGUGGCAGCCGUCCUAAUUAUCAUGGCCAUUCCAGGAUAAUAUCUGAACCACAUGAUUACAAUUCGUACACCUCAGACUACAAGUCUUCACAAGUUAUCGACAAUGGUUAUGGACACAGCAAAAGGGACCUUUCCCAUGAAAACGGUUAUUAUAAUUCUGGGGACAAUAGAUCUGGAGGAAUGGACAUGAGCAAUGGUGCUGGUGGAAUGGGUAGAAAGGGACCAAGAGGACCUGGUGGUCGACACCGCUAUACUCCAGGCAGAGGAAGGGGCCGUGGACCACCACCACCUGGCUUUGCCCCAUCACCCUACCGUCACUCAGAUCAAGAUCUGAGUUGACGAUUGUGGCCAGCAGGGUUGCAUCCACCCUGUCUCCUCUUCUCAAAUCUCUGGCUUCUUAUUGUUGUUGUCCCAAGUAUUAUUAAUGUAACUUCUUUAAACUUCAAGUAUUCUGCUUAUUUAAAUUCACCAAAAUAUAAAUGUUUUAGCGUUAGUUUUGAAAGAAAUUUCAUGUUUGUCACAUUUAGGUCUGUAGUAAAAUGUAUUGAAUGUAAAUGUAUGUCAUACUUCCAUAUUUGCUCUUUAUUCAUUAAAAGAUUAUGUUUAAAACAUAAGCGUAGCAAUAUCUUGUCACACGACUUGAGACACUCACCAGAAUUUAGAAUAAGGGAAUCCGAUAUUUUCACUUUUCCAUUUCAUUCACAGCUUUGACAGGAAAAGGUAAUCACCGCCUCUCUACUUGUUAGGAAUAAGAAGCAUUCCAGUUUUGUCAGUAUUUGUAUACCUGGUAAGGUUAACGGCUGUUUGCGUGAUGAUAUUAGCGUUACAAGGUGUUACUGUCGGUUGUUGGAAAGCUGUAAUGCACACUACAGAAAAGUUUAUUUUUAUGUUACUAUCUUCUAUCGAUUAGGUUUGUAUCUGUUCUUUUUGUAUUCAAUAUUACUGUCCUAUAUGUUAAGUUGGACAGUGGUUAUAGGAUUUGGAUUUUAUGAAACAUUUUAUUUUUUUACAGGCACAAAAUGUAUAAUUUUUUGUAUAGGAAGAAGACUUUAUAUUGGUUUAAAGUAUAUUCUUAUGUACAAGCAGUGUGUGUGUUUUUCUGGGAGCUUCCACAUAUUAAUACUAUUUGUGCGGGUGAGGCUUAAAUUGAGCAAUACAAAGUACAUCAGUUAGCAAAUAAGGAUGUGGGAGGACUUCAGAAAUCACUGGAUUCUAAGUGAAAACUGUGUGUUCAAGAUUUCUAAACAAAGAUGAACCCUUUCAUGUUGCGAGUCCAGUCUUGUGUGCAUGUCAAGUGUCUAAAUGAAGCGAGUGGUUAUCAUCUAGUGAAUAUGCAUUUAAGACGAGUAUAAAUCUUAGGGUCUCGGCCAUUUCUGAGUUCUCCCAACUGAGAAAGUAAUUUUGUAUAGGUUGAAUUUUCAAAGAUGCUGUUGGCUUUAGAAAAGUAUUACAAAUGACUUGUAAAGUCUAGUCUUUAAAUUUUAAGGGUCAAUAUUAUGUAUAUAACUGUCACUCACACAUACAUACAUUUGAUAAUGGAAAGUUUUUAAUUUGACUCAGGAUCCCUUAUGUUUAGGAACUAGUAAUGGGACUUUAUACUUUGGUGAUUGAAUUUUUUGAAUGUGGUAACGCUUCCAUUGCAACAAGAAAUUGAAAAGCUCCAAUACCGUUUUGUUAAGGGGGUCAAUUCUUUUCAUUUGUCAUUUUCAUUUUGGGUGUGAAAGCAGAUAUGCUAAACUGAGUAUAUUCAAGCCUUAGUACAGACAGGAUUAUAUGGGAAGAACUUGUAUUUUUCUGAUUACUAAUCUUUGUGAGUUUUUAAAAGAAGGUAAAGUUGUAGGCAACACCUUUUGAAAAGGCAAAAGUUUAGUCAAGGGUAAAUGCAGUAUCGUACACUAUAACAAUGUUUCUCUUUUAUUGAUAAGUGGUACUGUAGUUCAAUAUUUUAUUUGAAAUUGAGUCUCUGUUAGUGAAUAAUAGAUAAAUAGCAUCCAUCUCCAGCAUAAUUUUAGCUAAACUACUUUCUUGCCUUGGAACCUUCCCCCCUUUUUUUUUCUUUCAUGUCAGGAGUAUUUGUACUUUGGAUCCUUGGACAUAGUCAUUUUCACCCUCAGUAGUUUCAUGUCGCUUUCAACUCUGAAAUGUAUAGUUUUACAAAUGAAAAUACUCAAUGGUGCUUGCAUCUACAUAAUGCUACUCAGUAGUACUUGUCCUCUGUUGAAAUGGUGUAGCCACCAUAUAAGCAAAUUUGUGUGCAGUUUUAAAAAACUGUUGACACUCUGCCAUGGCCAGUUUAUCAGAAUUGCAAGGUUAAAUGUAUGUUUUAUGUUUUCAGUGGUAAAUAACCUGUUUCAGUGAAAAAGUGAGAAGUUUUAUGUUUAUUUCAUUAGGAUUUGGUGUCCUUUAUUUUUGAAUGUGAACCAUUGCAAGUUUUUCUGGCUGGUUAUGUAGUCAUUGCUAUUGUUUGGGCAUUAACUUUUGUAGAGACAUUUUUGCAAAGUCUGGUAGUACAGUAAUUGUAAAGAAGCAGUUAAAUACUCUUACAGGUGAUUUGUGGAUAGUUUGUAUGAUAGUCUGUUUUUAUCAUAGACAUUGGGAAAGGAUUUGUGGAGUUACUUGCAGAAAAGCUCAUUCAUUUUCAUUUUAGUAAAGCCAAAAAUAUCAGAAGAAUUUUUAAUGCAGAGGAAAAGGAUGAUUAUGUAUUGAAGUUUUGUUUGAAGUCCAGUUUUCAUUUAUAUGGAGGGUUGCAAACUCAUGAGUGGCAGUAUUGUCUUGUAUUGCCAUUUUUUUCUAAUUUAGGAGAAUUUGAAAAUUCUGUUUCAGAAGACAUUGAAAGAAGUUAUAGAGCUUGUAGUGUUAAGUGUGGUUGUGAAAAUUGGACCCAAAUAUUCCUUAGAGUAAAUUGAGUUAUUUAUACUCUUUUCUGUUACCAAGUAUUUGUUUAGUGUUGCAGUGUUAAUUGUCUGUCAUUCAUGAACAGCUUUUGUUAAUGUUAUUAAAAUGAUCAGUCUCUGUGAUUAUUAUCAUAUAGUAAUGUUUUUACAUCAGAUUUUCCCUUCAUAAUGUUAGCCAUGAAAUGAGUCCUCUCUCUCUACACUUGUGUACUUGUGUAUUGCCUGCUUUUUCCUUAAAUUUCCAUGUCCUCUUUCUAGAAUUUUCCUUGCAUUCCUGUUGAUCUUCAUCCCAUUAUUUUGCUAUUACCAUAUCUACUAACUGUUCUUUAUCCAACCUCGACGUAUAUUUCAACCAUAUUAUUCUUUGCAAAGUUCGUCUACUUUCCAUAAGAUUCAUACUACAGGUGUCUCCUCCUUACUUCCUCAUUUGAAACAUGGUCAGUCUGCUUCCCUCUUCCCUCGACUUGUAGCUUUCUCCAGUCUACUCCAUUCUUAUUGUCGGAUCCCAUGUGUGCUACACAGUUUAUUACAGGUCGUAUAAAUACAUCACAGGUAUUUUCACUGCUUUAUGAUUUGAUGCUCUUAUUUCCUUUCUCCAUGAGAUUUAGUUUCCUUAUAUGUAUUGAAUUUCAGUCCUCUUCUUUCCAUUCCACUCCUCCAUCCUUUUAAGUAUUUCUGCAGCCUAUCCGUCAGAGCCUUCUUUUAAUACUAGUUCAUCUGCUUUUUGUGUUGCAGCUCCCAGGGGCUUUCCUUUUUGUAUUUUUUUUUUUUAGAUUCCUCCUUUAUUAUAUGGUAAACAGCAAAGGACUUAUGGCUGAUUUUUAAUGGACAUAUAACAUUUAUCUCCAUUUUUUCAGAAAUAUCUGCCACCAUCUUCCUGUAGGUAUUGUUAUAGUACAGUAAUAUCACUAGCUCAGUGAGUCUUUCCAGUACCCUUUUGCUGUCCUAGUACUCAUUUAGUUACUUGUUACGGUACUUUGUUAGAUGCACAAUCUCUUCUGUGCAUGAUUCUGUUUUGUAGUGUCACCUGUUUUCUAUUUCUCCCACAUGAAACCAAACUGUCAAUUAUUGAUUGUAAAAGUUUUGCUUUGCCAUCAAACACCAGUAAUAUUUUCAUAGUAUGCUUUUCUGUUAGUCCUCUGUAAAUUUCUUUUAUUUUUUGUGUUGCCAUAUUUUGUUCUAAGCGGUCUGGUUCCAUCUUGUCCUUUAUCUUCUUUUAGUAUACCUCAUCAGAUGUUAUGUUCUCUAUUAUCCAUUGUCCCUUUAUCAUGCUAACAUGCUUCAGUUGAUAUUCAUUACCUUCAUUCACAAGAUUCCAGUACUCUUUUUUUUUGCUUCAACUCUAAUCUCUUCAUUUCCAUUUUUGUAUAUGUUUUGUCACUUUCAUUUUUGUGUAUUUUUUUCCUUUUUGUUUACAGUAUAGAUUUUAUAAACUUUAAUUAUAAAUUUUGUUGUAUGGUUUUGGCUUGGUGGUAGUUGAUUGAAUAGGUAAUUUAAUGCUUUCUAGUCCAUGUGAAAAAGAAUAGGAAAGGUAAAGAGAGUGGGCAAAUAUCAAGAAAGCCAUACACAGGUUUUAAGAUUUAAGAAUUAGAGAAUUAUAAAGCAAGAAAGAAAAGUUAGGAGAGGCAGCACAGUUUGAGAAUUACCAAUCUCCACAAAUGUUUUUAUUAUGUACUACACACAAAAUUCUGUUGCUAGGGCGUCUGACUUUCUGUUACAGUAUGUGUUAUAUGUAGUCUGACAAUUUUGGGUGUGACUAGAGGUUAGUAUGACUGGAAGUCUAAUGGUGCAUGAAGACCACAAGUAACAUGUAAAGAAGAAGAAUGGUGCAUAAGGCACAUCAGAGGACAUGAGGGGCUCAUGUACUUAUUGGGGAAAAGUCAGGCCAUCAUGUGAGCUUCAGGAGUCCUCAUAAGUGCAGGGUACAGGACACUUGUAGAGUUCUACUAUUGACCUCAGUUGGAUCUGAUAGCAUGGAAGACAACAGACAACAUUACACACCUGUGCGAAAGUUUGGAAGUGCAUACUCUGUCUGUUUUCCACAUUUUAAGAAUACUGAUGAGUAUAACAAUCUUAAUGUCUAGAUAACUGGAUGAUUCCUUGUAACUACUGUUGCUGAAGGUAGAUAACCCAUAGUGACUUCUAUGUGGUACAAGCUUAUAUGAGUCUUGGUUUUGUUUGUUUUCAUAGCACAGGAAAAAGAUACUAUAUCUGGCUUGUUACUGUGACUUUAUUACCUUUUGAUGGAGAUUUACAUUCGUGAUAGGAAAGAUGUAGAUGCUCCAUCUAUUGCUACUCCUGUGCUAGGUGAUUUUUUGGAAAGACUAAGGAUGACACUUUCCUAGCCAAGCAUGACUACUGUACAUGGACCUGAUUAAAGUGCAUUCAUGCCAAUUAUCCUGACUUCUUAUGUAUAUUUGUGCUCCCCACAAAGAACAACCAAAAACUCCAGUUGAUUUAAACUAUGGGACCAUACUUGCAAAGGGCAGUGUGUAGAGAGUUGGGAGUUCUGGUACUAUUCUGAAUGUUUUGAAGGCUGUAUGCAUGUUGGUAAUUUUGAUAGAUUUACAGGUGCUAUUCAGCAACAAUCUCUCAUUUUAUUUUGAAGAUGUCAUCACUCCUGUCUGUCUGAUAGUCACAAGGGGUUGUAAUCGUAAAUUUCUGGUCAUCCAGCUGCUGCCAUCAUAAUUCCUUACCUCAGCCUUAAACACACUCCAUCUCAGAGGUCAGCAUCCAUGCUGUGUGUUCAGACAUAUCAGUGGGCAUAGUUCAUGCCAUUUUGUAUGACUGAAUAACUUUGAAAUAACUAAAGAAUUUUCAAGUCAGUGGUUGCCCUCCUUAGUAAUAAUUUGGUAUGAAUUAAAAUGAGGAUGGUAUGGAAAUUCUAAGUUAUUUUAUUUCGUGGACACAAACCUCGUAAUUUUAUGGGAAAUUCUCUCCACUUGUCAGAAUUUGCAGUUUGUACACAUCUCUGGUCAGUAGGUUUGCUAAAUAGGUUCUAGUUGCUGACAGGUCACUGUCAGCUCUGAUUGGGUGUUUGAUUGGGUGUUAGAUUUGUUAUUUGGCAUAAAUUAAGAUAGAGUUUGUGUUCCUGAAUUGUGAAAACUUGUUUUCAGUGGAUAUCUGGUAAAGGCCAGCAAAUUGUAUCUUGUAUACAAUAAGUGUCUGGUUCUUGGAAGGGCUUGGAAGGGGGAUUAGUACUUUGAUUUGCUAAAGAUUCAGUAGAGUAGUUGAAGGAGUGGGUAAUAUCUGAAUAGUUUGAACAUUCUUUGCUUCUUUAUGCUAAGAGUACUACUGUCAAUUGCAUCUUUGCUUACUAUGCAUGGUAGAAAUUGUCUUCUGUUAUCAUUUCAAAGUUUCAUGAUGUGUCAUCUUUUACUAAUCUGUUAUCUGUGGAUAAUUCUUAUGCUUUUGAAUAUAGUCAGGUUAGUAUUCUGUUAAUAAUGGAAUUUGCAUAAUGGGAUGAAUUUUUUAUCCAAUCUUUCUGUUGGUAUGUAUUGUUUAGUGGUUGCUUUCAUUUCACCAUUUUGCAGAUGCGGAUUUUUUAAUCCAUUUCUUAUUUAAUGCCUUAAUUUGCCUGUUUGAUAAAGCAAUUGUUAUCAUGGUGCCAUAUUAUAUAAUAAUUGUUAAGGCUGUAAAUUUAUGUAGAGGCUUUAUGGCUAAUGCUGUAUGCUUUUGAUUUUGCAAGAUCUACAAUUUAAUUUCCUGAUUCGUAUUUUUGUGGUAGGUUUUCAGCAACUGAUUUUCUAAAGUUCACGUUUGAUCCGUCCAGAAAAAAUGUCAUACUGUUAACCAGUACAGCAAUGUUUGGUGGACGGAGGGAAGCCUUUUAGUUCAGAGGUAAGUUGUAUACUCUUCUUUUUUUUCUCUCUCUCUAAUUGAUACAUUAUGCAUAUUAUGAAAUCUAAGAGAGUACUUCACAAGCUGUUCUGUGUUGUACGUACUCCAAGGCUUGGUUGUCAUGAUUUUACUUGAGCAUCACAUUUUCUUUGAUUCUUUUAGUAAUUUAGUAUCAUUGAUACCUUGGUGUGUGGCCUUGCAGUGUCAAGUUACUGUCUGUCCUAAUUUUAUUGUUUAUUUAAGCCACCCUAAAAUGAUUGGUUCAAGCUUGUCAUAAACUCUGAUUUGCAUACUGUACCUGGUAACAGAAAUGAUGUCCAACUAUGAAUUCAUUGUUAGAGAGGAUUGGUUAUUUUAUGUAAAGUGUGAAGCAUAUUUUUUUGCUUUUCAUAUAUUUUACAUUGCCUUAUUAUAAAGCAAAAUUUGCUGAUAUGAAUUGAUAGUCAUUGUGAUACUCUGCUGAGAGGUAUUGUGUUUAUAUUUAGAAACCAGGCAGCAUUUGGUGUAAUAGAGGGAUUAAAGCUUUGUAGAAAAGUGAUCGUUCAGGAGAAGUAAGAAAGUAAAACAGAAGGCUGCACUUCUGUCAGUUUGUUGUGUAGCACGUGCGUGUGUUUCAUAUUUCUUGUUUUGAAUUUUUUUUUCCCAAAAUACUUCUCAUGAAGCUGUUUUGAAAUAAUAAUGAAUAUGUUCCAGUUAUAAGACUGAACACUGGAGAGAUCUGUAAAGCUACGAAUAAAAAAAAAUUCAGGUCUGUUGACAUAUUACUGAAAUAUUUGAUUGAAUUAGACAUGGGAGCCAGUAGGGCAUUUCAGUUAAUCAUCUAUUGGAGUUUUGAUAUUUCAUAAUUUAAUUCGGAAAGUAUAACCAUACUUCAAGAAAUGGUGCAUCAACAUGGAAAGUAAAAUGUCUUUCAUAGAAAUAUGUAUUUCAUUGUUUACAGGAAGCAGGCUCUAUUAAGUAUGUAUAAUGGAAUCUUCAAAUUAUUUUAUGUAUGACCCUAAUUGCCUACCUAUGCCAAUGAAAUAGGGUUUCUAUUUAAUGCUGGUACUUUGUUUGGUUUUGCGACUGGAGGAUCAAGCACAUUUCUUUUCACUUUGUCUUUAUCAUUGUUCAUUUACAGUCAUUGCAAAGUGCCAACAUUUCUUAUAAAGGGCUCCACGUUAGAGGUCAUGCACUCUUAAAUGUUUUGAUGGAAAAUGUGUAACUUGACAAUUUGAAACACAAAAUCAUUCCUGUUGAAAUUUCUCUGCCAUUUAUGUGAAAUUGUAGUGCUCUGGUCCAUGAUUACUCCUGUAACAGCUAUUUCUUUACUGUUAGGUCUAUCUUUGUGUAUGUUAGGGGUUUCUGUCUUUUAAGGGUAACUUAAGAUUUUCUCCCAUUCUAGAUUUUUCUAAUUAAGCAAAAUCCAUGACUGUGUAAUUGUUCCCCCUGAACCUGAAGUUAAAUUCAAUAAAGUGUCAAAGUGA
Molecule: messenger RNA, 9380 nt
Organism: Macrobrachium nipponense
Lineage: Eukaryota; Metazoa; Arthropoda; Malacostraca; Decapoda; Palaemonidae
Product: E3 ubiquitin-protein ligase RNF25-like
Exons: 8
Coding region: 128-1519 (463 amino acids)
Biological process (GO): protein ubiquitination
Cellular component (GO): nucleus
Molecular function (GO): ubiquitin protein ligase activity; protein binding
Source: RefSeq, a predicted model, not a curated record